AUGACAGUCACAGACGGUAACGUGAUUCGUUUCCACCUCCAGGUUCUUCACGGCAUCACCGUGAAGAGCUUAGAGAAGAGGAAGGAGAGGCUGUUCAUCGGAGGGGUGAAGAUCUUCGGUGUUCCUCUGGAGAACCUACCCAGGACAUACAUGCCUGAGUUUGGACUCGUGCCCUGUUUUCUGGUGGAUGCCUGCUCGUUUCUCCUGGAGCGAGCUGGGACUGUGGGCCUGUUCAGGAAACCAGGCUCUCUUCCUCGCAUCAAGACCCUCAGGGCCAAGCUGAACAGAGCGGAGGACUGUGUGACCACCGCUCUGCCCUACGACGUGGCCACGCUCGUCAAACAGUUCUGCAGGGAGCUGCCGGAGCCUCUGUUCCCCCCCGAGCUCCACGCCGCCCUGCUCAAGGCCCAGUCGCUGUCCGGGGUGCAGGACAGGACGUCCGCCCUCCAGCUGCUGUCCUGUCUGCUCCCUGCCAGGAACUCCUCCUGUCUGCAUUACCUCCUCCACUUCCUCUCGGGGGUCUCCCAGAGAUCCUCUGAGAACCUGAUGACCAGCUCCAACAUCGCCACAGUCUUUGUCCCGUGUCUUCUGCCCCCGCCCAACAAGACGGAGAUGUCUGAAAGUCGACUGGAGCUGCGAGUUCUCAUCCUGCGCACCUUCAUUGAAAAUCCUCACUUAUUCGUGAUUCGGCCUGUGAAGACGGUGCCCUGCACGUCAAAGGUCACGGCAGCUGUCUCUGAGCAGAGCCAAGAGUCAACACCAGGGGGCAGACACACCCUCAGGAGAACCCAUGGUUUGGAGACUUUCCCCAACGUCCUGCUGUUCAGGACGUGUUUGCCCUGCACAGCAACCGAUGUUUCCAGGCCCACGAGCAACGAGGCGUGUAAGACGCCGCGGGACAGACGGAGAAGCGACCUGCGUCUCGGUCCCUUCUCCUGCAGGUUGACCAGAGAACUGCCUGUGCUCACCGGUAUGACACACUCCACCCCCCCGGUGCUCUUCUCCCUGCUCGGCCUCCUCCUGGGGCUGCAGCUCGGAACAGCCUCGGCCCGCAGCCCCCGCCCGGCGGACCAGGUGUCCGAGGCCGACAUCCAGCGGCUCCUGCACGGCGUCAUGGAGCAGCUGGGCAUCGCCCGGCCCCGGGUGGAGUAUCCAGCCCACCAGGCCACCAACAUAGUCGGGCCCCAGAGCAUCCAGGGAGGUGCACACGAGGGGCUGCAGCACCUCGGCCCUUAUGGGAACAUCCCGAACAUUGUGGCUGAGCUGACGGGAGACAACAUUCCCAAAGACUUCACUGAAGACCACGGAUACCCGGACCCUCCAAACCCAUGUCCCCUGGGGAAGACAGACGGUUGUUUGGAAAACGCUCCGGACACGGCCGAGUUCAGCCGAGAGUUUCAGAAACACCAGCAUCUGUUUGACCCGGAGCACGACUACCCGGCUCUGGCCAAGUGGAACAAGGAACUUUUGUACCAGAAACUGAAGGGAGGACCCAAGAGAAGAAAAAGGAGUGUCAACCCAUAUUUAAUGGGCCAGAGGCUGAACAACGUUGUCGCCAAGAAAUCUGUUCCUAACUUCUCCGAGGAAGAGGAGGAGGAAGCACCGACCGCCUCCCCUGCCGCCAAAUCCACGACCUAA
Messenger RNA from Limanda limanda (common dab), 1638 nucleotides. RefSeq lists its product as uncharacterized. The transcript is spliced from 12 exons. Bases 1 to 1638 code for a protein of 545 amino acids. Gene Ontology annotation, biological process: neuropeptide signaling pathway; regulation of hormone secretion. NCBI's taxonomy places the organism in Eukaryota, Metazoa, Chordata, Actinopteri, Pleuronectiformes, Pleuronectidae. Gene Ontology annotation, cellular component: secretory granule. The record is from RefSeq and is a predicted model, not a curated record. Gene Ontology annotation, molecular function: enzyme regulator activity.